AUGCGGCAUUUUUCGACCUGCGGCGUCUUCAAGGCAGCGCUGGCUUGUUUGUAUACAACCUUGGUUUUACCAGCGACUGCCUACUCAUGCGCAUUCAGUGACAACACCUGUAUCGACAGCAUCGCGCAGGUUUCUAUUUCCUUCCAGUUUGAGUCCAUUUCGCCCUCUCCACUCCUCUUCUUCUACGCCUUCGAUGGCGGCUUCUCGUACGCAAACGGCUCGUCGGUGAUCAAAGUGGGCUAUUGGCUACAGUACGAUCAAAGCCAGCUGACAGCUUAUAAUGAACUUUCUAAUGGUACCAAUUGGACGACCGAAGCCGCUCUUCGUAUUGGAAAUCUAGGCGGAUAUGUGGGCGGGUCCAAUAAUGGUUGUGACGGGGUCUGGGGGAAUGCAUGUUCGGAAAGCCUAAAAUUUUUCUUGCAGACAUCAAUGUUCAACCUCGCUCGUUCGGGGAUACCCUAUGACAUGCCUCUGCAAACAGUGUUGCAGCCGUUGACUGACGGCAUCCCGGGUCCUUAUAUUCAAGGAUGUCCAUCUACACUAUUUCAACUCAAUGACAUUCCCACUUACGCCGUCAUCAACAAGACCACUUUUGGUUAUACCGACCAAUCGACCAACGUGAGCGUGGCUCCCUCUGGUAGCGCAUCAUCUUCAUGGCGAACAUGGACCAUUCCCGACAUAACCCCUAUGCAGCAGGCCCGCGAGGUUGCUGUCGGUAUUAUAACUCGCGGGCCAGUAUAUGGUUCGGAGCCAUUAACAAGCCCCGACGACAUCCAAAUCGAGCUGGUUUGCUCAAGAGCUCCUAAGCAAGGUCACUUUCCUGAUCCGGGUCCAGGCGGACCUCCUGAUGACAAAUCGGGUCAGGGAUUUGCGCGCGGCAUCAUCAAAACAUAUGCUUUUGACGAUGACUAUGAUUACGAAGACGAAGUGGAAGACGAUAAUGAAAGUGACGAUAGCUUUGAGGCAAAUGGAUACGUCAAGUGUGCUGAAGUGGGUACCUGA
Talaromyces atroroseus is the source of this 1002-nucleotide messenger RNA. RefSeq lists its product as hypothetical. NCBI's taxonomy places the organism in Eukaryota, Fungi, Ascomycota, Eurotiomycetes, Eurotiales, Trichocomaceae. The record is from RefSeq and is a predicted model, not a curated record. The transcript has 2 exons. The coding region runs from base 1 to 1002 and encodes 333 amino acids.